Molecule: messenger RNA, 2130 nt
Organism: Chanos chanos (milkfish)
Lineage: Eukaryota; Metazoa; Chordata; Actinopteri; Gonorynchiformes; Chanidae
Gene: mctp1b
Product: multiple C2 domains, transmembrane 1b
Exons: 20
Coding region: 22-2115 (697 amino acids)
Biological process (GO): regulation of neurotransmitter secretion
Cellular component (GO): synaptic vesicle membrane
Molecular function (GO): calcium ion binding
Source: RefSeq, a predicted model, not a curated record
CCAGCUCCGCCCAGUCCAGGGAUGUACCAGCUGGACAUUGUGCUGAAGAGAGGCAGUAAUCUGGCAAUUAGGGACAGAGUUGGGACAAGUGACCCAUAUGUCAAGUUCAAAAUAGCUGGAAAAGAAGUCUUCCGUAGCAAGAUUGUCUACAGGAACCUUAACCCAGUGUGGGAUGAGAGAGUUAGUCUCCUGGUAGAUAGUCUUCAGGAGCCUCUCUAUGUAAAAGUAUUUGAUUAUGACUUUGGCUUACAAGAUGACUUUAUGGGAUCUGCAUACUUGCACCUGGAGUCUUUGGAGCAUCACAGAAUGCUUGAUGUGGUCCUGAAUCUGGAGGACCCUCAGCAUCCAGAGCAGGACCUGGGCUCGCUGGACCUGUCUGUCACUCUUUCUCCAAAAGAUGGAGAGAACAGGGAUGCGACUAUGCUACUAAGAAGGAACUGGAAAAGAUCCAGUAAGGUAAUGAAUUUCAGAACUCAGAGCCUCAGGCUGUCAGACCUACACAGGAAGUCUCUGCUCUGGAGAGGCAUUGUGAGUAUCAGUCUUAUUGAGGGUCGUGACCUCAGUCCGAUGGACGAGAAUGGCUUCAGUGACCCCUAUGUCAAAUUCAGGCUCGGACACCAAAAGUACAAGAGCAAGACCAUGUCCAAAACUCUGAACCCUCAGUGGAGGGAGCAGUUUGACCUUCACCUGUACGAGGAGGAGGGCGGAGUCAUCUAUAUCUCAGUGUGGGACAGAGAUGUAGGAAGAAGAGAUGACUUCAUUGGCCGGUGUCAGUUGGACCUGUCCACCCUGGCAAAGGAGCAGACCCAUAAGGUUGAGCUGGAGUUGGAGGAGAAUAAAGGGAAACUGGUGUUACUGGUCACGCUCACUGCCACUACUGCCGUCUCCAUCUCUGACCUGUCAGUCACCCCCUUCGAUGACCCGUGUGAGCGCCAGCAGAUCCUCCAGAGAUAUAACCUGCUGCGGUCACUGCGGAGCCUGAAGGAUGUUGGGAUGGUUCAGAUUAAGGUGUUGCGGGCAGAGGGGCUCAUGGCUGCUGAUGUCACAGGCAAGAGCGACCCGUUUUGUGUGAUAGAGUUGGUUAACGAUCGUCUGCAGACACACACUGUCUACAAGACUUUGAACCCGGAGUGGAAUAAAGUCUUUACAUUUAACGUUAAAGACAUUCACGCCGUCCUUGAGGUCAGUGUUUACGAUGAAGACAAGUGCAGGAGUGUGGAUUUUCUGGGAAAAGUUGCCAUCCCUUUAUUACAGGCACGCAGCGGCCAACAGAAGGCCUACGUCUUGAAAAACAAGGAGCUGACGGGGCCAACAAAGGGGGUCAUCUUCCUUGAAACAGAUGUCAUUUUCAACCCUGUGAGAGCUAGCCUGAGGACCUUUGUCCCUGCAGAACAGAAGUUUAUUGAGGAAGAAGUCAAAGUGUCUAAACAGCUGCUGCAGCGGAACUUCAGCCGCGUUCGCCACUGUGUCACCUUCCUCAUUAAUGUGGGCACAUACAUCAACAGCUGCUUUGAGUGGGAAUCUCCACCGAGAAGCAUUUGUGCUUUCCUGAUCUUUGUGCUGGUCGUGUGGAACUUUGAGCUGUACAUGAUCCCGCUGUCUCUGCUGCUGCUGCUGACAUGGAACCACUGCCGCCUGGUCUCGGGGGGGCCUACAGACGACACCGGCAAGGUCAUGGAGGCUCUGUCGCAGGACGAAGACGAGGAUUUAGACAAAGACGACAAGGACUCAGAGAAGAUGGGCUUUAUGGACAAGCUGUAUGCCAUCCAGGACGUGUGUAUCAGCGUGCAGAGCGGGCUGGAUGAAGUGGCAUCGUAUGGAGAGAGGAUCAAGAAUACUUUUAAUUGGACUGUGCCUUUCCUUAGCUGGUUAAUCGUUUUAACGCUGUCAGUGGCUACUCUGCUACUCUUCUUCAUUCCUGUCAGAUACAUCGUGUUGCUGUGGGGCGUCAACAAAUUCACGAAGAAGCUGAGAAACCCGUACAUGAUAGACAACAACGAGCUGCUGGACUUUCUCUCCAGGGUUCCGUCCGACGUGCAGCUGGUUCAAUAUAAAGAGCUGAAACUGGAACCAGGCCAGAGUCCGAACAAGAGAAAACGAAACAACCCCUGCUAAGUUUUAAUAACUAUU